AUGUUCAGCGCCAGCGAGAACGACGCGCAGGAACGACUGCUCCGCGCGCCGCUCAAUCCGCAGCAAACUGCAAUGGGCAACAGUGGAAAUCCUGGCAGCGUGCGUCAGCAGGAGCCUCUCGGACUGGGCGGCUCCACGCCCCUUCCUAACCUGUCGACGCCGUCCACGUAUUGGCAAAAAAUGAAGAUGAUGGAGGCAGCCGCGUUGAUGCGAUACCUGCGCUAUGCAAACGUGGUGCUGGCAGUGCUCCAGGCGCUUGCGGGGUUCUUGGGACUCUUUAAUCUCGUCGUGCUCGACAUCACGUGCUUUUUCAUCUCGAUCUAUGCCGUUAUUUUCGCAUUGCUGCUGCUGGCAUUCGAGUGCCGGUUCAAGCACAUGGAGCCGUAUAUCCGCCAGCAAUUUGGCUUCUUGUUCACCUAUCGUGGCCGCACAGCCUUUAUCUUUGCAGUCGGCUUUAUGGACUUUGGCAUGGACAGCUCGCUCGCCUACUUUGUGGGCUGUCUCAUGUGUGGCAAUGCCGCUUUGAGUCUGCUCGUCAUGCUUUUUCAUCCACAGUUUCGUCAAGGGACACUGGAUGUGAACAUGGACCCGACGGCUACGUACCGUCCUGCUGUCGAGGAAACCGAGACGUUACUGCGUCGACAUGAAGGAAUGGCGUCUGCAGCUGGCGCUUAUGUGCUUCAUGAAGCAGAAGAGCACCCGGAAUUCAUGGCCAAGGUGGCCCAAUCGUACGCUACAAAGCAUGGAUACGUACCUCCUGUGCAAAACUAG
Messenger RNA from Hyaloperonospora brassicae, 771 nucleotides. The record is from the annotation of a GenBank genome assembly. Lineage: Eukaryota; Oomycota; Peronosporomycetes; Peronosporales; Peronosporaceae.